Lecanosticta acicola is the source of this 2704-nucleotide messenger RNA. NCBI's taxonomy places the organism in Eukaryota, Fungi, Ascomycota, Dothideomycetes, Mycosphaerellales, Mycosphaerellaceae. The record is from the annotation of a GenBank genome assembly.
AUGUUGUCGACAAGAGCGGCUGCGCGGCAGCUGGUAUGUUUCCUCUGAUAGCUCUACAGCUCCCGCCAGUGAUGUGUCGAUGGCCAGAGACGCUGACGAUGAGGUUCUAUAGCCCCGGCUGCUGGGCCGCCGCAACUUUGCUACCGUCAAUGACGCCCUCACCAAGAAGGUCGAGAUGACCAACUGGGAGAAGGGCCACUACAUCAACUAUGCCAAGAUGAACGAGAACCUAAACAUCGUGCGGCAACGCCUCAACCGUCCCCUCACAUACGCCGAGAAGAUCCUCUACUCGCAUUUGGACGACCCUCAUGGACAAGAGAUUGAGCGUGGAAAGAGCUACCUCAAGCUCCGACCGGACAGAGUUGCUUGCCAGGAUGCCACUGCUCAGAUGGCCAUCCUCCAGUUCAUGAGCGCCGGCAUGCCCAGCGUAGCAACUCCUUCGACUGUGCACUGUGACCAUCUGAUUGAGGCUCAGAUUGGUGGUGAGAAGGACUUGGAGAGAGCAUACGCGAUCAACAAGGAAGUCUACGAUUUCUUGAGCACCUCUUGCGCCAAGUACAACAUCGGUUUCUGGAAGCCCGGCUCUGGUAUCAUCCACCAGAUUGGUCCGUACAGCUCAAUUCUUGGACGAAGAAGCUUCCUGCUAACAUCAUACAGUCCUCGAGAACUACGCUUUCCCCGGUGGUCUCAUGAUCGGUACUGACUCUCACACUCCCAACGCUGGUGGUCUUGGUAUGUGCGCUGUCGGUGUUGGUGGUGCUGAUGCCGUCGACGUCAUGGCCAACCUGCCAUGGGAGGUCAAGGCUCCAAAGGUCAUUGGUGUCAAGCUUACUGGUCAAUUGAGCGGCUGGACUGCGCCAAAGGGUAGGUGAAUUCAGCACAAACGUUGAGGUACAGCAGACUGAUCAGUACAGAUAUCAUUCUCAAGGUGGCAGGCAUUCUGACCGUCAAGGGUGGAACUGGUGCCAUUGUCGAGUACCAUGGUCCAGGUGUGGACAGCAUCAGCUGCACUGGUAUGGCCACGAUCUGGUAUGUCUCAAUUGUUAAUCGCAAAGUGUUGCCGCGCUGGAAGUUGCUGCUGACUAGCGGAUCAGCAACAUGGGUGCUGAAAUCGGUGCCACCACCUCCGUCUUCCCAUUCAACGACCGCAUGUACGACUACCUCGCCGCCACCAAGCGUCAACACAUCGGAGACUUCUCCCGUUCCUACGCCGCCGAGCUUCGCGAAGACCAGGGCGCCGAAUAUGACGAGCUCAUCGAGAUCAACCUCAGCGAACUCGAGCCACACAUCAACGGACCAUUCACCCCAGAUCUUGCCACUCCCCUCAGCAAGUUCAAGGAGGCUGUCAAGGAGAACAAGUGGCCUGAGGAGCUCAAGGUCGGCCUCAUCGGCUCUUGCACCAACUCCUCGUACGAGGACAUGAGCCGUGCUGCCUCCAUCGCCCAGGAUGCGCUUGACCACGGCAUCAAGGCAAAGAGCAUGUUCACUGUCACACCGGGCUCUGAACAGAUCAGGGCGACCAUCGAGAGAGGUCAGUGAACUAUCCCAGCCCUUUAACAAUGGCACAUCAGGCUGACUUUUUCAUACAGAUGGACAGCUCAAGACCCUCGAGGACUUUGGUGGUUUGGUUCUGGCCAACGCCUGCGGUCCAUGCAUUGGUAAGCGGAUCACGUCUACGUCUGAGUGAUCAAUCCUGUGCUAACACGCAGUAGGCCAGUGGGACAGACGCGAUGUGAAGAAGGGAGAGCCAAACUCGAUCAUCUGCUCCUACAACCGUAACUUUACCGGUCGUAACGACGCCAACCCAGCCACACACUCCUUCGUUACCUCGCCCGAUAUCGUUGUCGCCAUGACCCUCGCCGGUGACCUCACCUUCAACCCACUGACCGACACCCUCAAAGACAAGGACGGCAAGGACUUCAAGCUCAAGGAGCCAACUGGUGAUGGUCUGCCAAAGAACGGAUACGACCCAGGCCGUGACACCUACCAGGCUCCUCCAGAGGACCGUGCCAACGUCCAAGUCGCUGUCUCUCCUACCUCCGACCGUCUGCAGAUCCUUGAGCCCUUCCAGGCUUGGGACGGCAAGGAUGCCACAAACCUCCCAAUCUUGAUCAAGGCCCAGGGAAAGACGACUACCGACCACAUCUCGAUGGCUGGCCCAUGGUUGAAGUACCGUGGCCACUUGGACAACAUCUCGAACAACAUGCUGAUCGGUGCCAUCAACGCUGCCAACGGCGAGGCCAACAAGAUCAAGAACCAGGAGACUGGCGAGGUCGAUGCCGUUCCAGCUGUCGCUCGUGACUACAAGAAGAGAGGCAUCAAGUGGGUCGUCGUUGGUGACUGGAACUACGGAGAGGGCUCCUCCCGUGAACACGCUGCUCUGGAGCCAAGACAUCUUGGAGGUCUUGCCAUCAUCACCCGAUCUUUCGCCCGUAUUCACGAGACCAACUUGAAGAAGCAGGGCAUGCUUCCAUUGACCUUCACCAACCCAGAGGACUAUGACAAGAUCAAGCCAGAUGACCGAGUCGACCUCAAGUGCACCGAGGUCGCUGUUGGCAAGCCAGUCACCAUGACCGUGCACCCUGCGGACGGCGGCAAGGCAUUUGACGUGUCCCUCAGCCACACCUUCAACGAGUCGCAACUCGAAUGGUUCAAGAACGGCUCUGCAUUGAACACAAUGGCAAAGUCUGCGGGAGGUAAAUAA